UCAAGGUGAACAUAUACGCACGACUCCGGCAUCUUAAGGGCCAUGGGUGGUCGUCUGUGCCAGCGUGCUCGUGUGUUGCCCAACAACAAGGAAGUAAGACCUCUGUGACUAGAUUUAAGAUAACCCCUUCAUUGCGUUCUUCUGGGAAACUGUGGCAGUGCCUCUGUGACUUUGUGCUCAACAUGGAGUCACCUCACAAAUAUGACGAUUUCUCCUUUGUUAACCGAAAACAUCACACCGCCUGCUUUGCCGGAAGUGAACCGUCUGAACUGACCCUUCACCUCCAGAAACAUACCCCGGAUCCCUUCACGGUCCCCGCCUCAGCACGUGACGUUGUUAAGGUCAAGGACUGCAAGAUAUCCAAGGAGAAUGUUCUGCUCCUCUGCCAGACAGCGCGAGUCUACUGUAACUCAUACAUCAAGACGGCUACACGAAAAAGGCUCGAUAAAAGAAUUGAAGAUGUAACAUCGAGGAGAAGAGCAAAGCGCUCGGAGUCUAAACUGAUACCUCUGGAAGGAUACGAGCCGUCUUCGCAAAGACGAAAUUCACCAUCCCCAAGGUCACAUUCACCAUCACCAAAGAGGCAUUCACCGCCACGAAGGAAAUAUUCACCGUCACCAAGGAGACAUUCACCGUCACCAAGGAGACAUGUUCCAACAAGAGGGCAUCUAUCUCGAAAGAGAUCGACGUCCCAGCCAACGAAGUCUAAUGCAACAAGGGAACCAAACAAUGAACCGCUCAACCCAUACCGAGUUCUGCCUAAUAUCCAUUCCAACAGGAAGUUAUCUACAGAGUUAUCUCCCCAUGAUCGUGAAUCCUCAAGGUCAUCCAGCGAAAAGCGUAACACUGAAAAUCAAGCAUCGACUAAAUACGACAAGUACCAAUCUCAGCAUUCACAAAAUGGAAAAUCAGUCAAUACCCGUUCAACAAAAGAAAACGUGAGAUCUGAAGGAGACAACAGGGAUAAUACCUUCAUAGCUGAGACAAAGUACAAGAGGACGGUGACCUAUGGUAGUAAGGAAGAUGAAAAGCGAUUCAAUGCGAAGCGUGGCCAUGAUUCGGAGGACGAUUACUCGGAUAAUGAGUAGAUGCAGUAUGUGUUCAAGAAGAAAUCUACAUGACCUCUACAUGACCUCACUCUGGUGAUGUGACUAGAUUGAUAUGAUGAGCAUGUACAUUCAAUAAAUCUACAUAAUGACA
Haliotis rubra (blacklip abalone) is the source of this 1200-nucleotide messenger RNA. Its product is annotated as serine/arginine repetitive matrix protein 1-like. The coding region runs from base 183 to 1088 and encodes 301 amino acids. The record is from RefSeq and is a predicted model, not a curated record. The transcript has 5 exons. NCBI's taxonomy places the organism in Eukaryota, Metazoa, Mollusca, Gastropoda, Lepetellida, Haliotidae.